Molecule: messenger RNA, 573 nt
Organism: Linum tenue
Lineage: Eukaryota; Viridiplantae; Streptophyta; Magnoliopsida; Malpighiales; Linaceae
Source: the annotation of a GenBank genome assembly
AUGAGUUCAGCAGCGGCGGCGGGCAAAGCUUGGAUGGUGGCGGCCAGCAUAGGCGCGGUGGAGGCGCUCAAAGACCAAGGGGUGUGCCGGUGGAAUCACGUGAGAUCAAUCCACCACCACGCCAACUCCAAACUCAGAUCCCUCGUCUCUCACCCGGCUAGAAACCUGUCUUCUUCAUCAUCCUCUACUUCGGCUGAGGAGAUGGUGAGCAUCGGUGGAGCUGCGAGGAAAACAGAGGCCUCGUUUGACAGAGUGAUCGGAAGAUGGAGGGAGUCCUUGAUCCUCUGGAUGGUGCACGACAACAGGUUGUUCACCUUAUCCACCGAAUCCGCCGCCAGCUUCCCCACUGGCAGGUUGUUCACCAAGAUCUGGAACCCAAUCGUCACAACGCACCCGCUCAUCACCACUCCCUCAUCCACCCCGGCAGCGGCCUGUCCUUCCUCGCCGCCAACAUCAUUCUGCACUAUCCCGCCGUGGCCGUCGGGCAGAACGACAAACCCCGACGGCAGCAGCGCCACGAACCUCCCUUCCCCGCCGUUCAGAUUGAUGGCAGUUGUGAGGGUAGAGAAAUAG